AUGAUGGAUCUGUUGGAUCUACCGCCGGAAAUAUUCCAGAAGAUCAUCGCGAGCUACGUCCAUAAAGUUGGAGUCAGCGAGGCAUGGGAACGACGCGAUGUCUGCAGAACAUUUGCCGCCUUCAUCUCCGAAGAGUGCUUCGGCAGACAGCCCAUGAUCAGAUACGCGCAGCCGGCAGCCAAACGACUUUUCCUCCGACACGUAAAGCUGUUCCUUACAUACCGGUGCAAAAGCUUGUACGGGGCUCCGACACUACUGCCUAGUCUCGUCCGUAAAGUCGUUGAGCACUUCAUGACGACUACAUCACAGACAUCGGAGACAGUUCGCGAGGCCUAUACGGACCGAGUUUGCCACGCCAUCGUCAAUCACCUUCCUGAAGGCAAGCUAUUCAAACUCGCCACCAGACCCACCCUCCUCAUGUGUAACAAAGCCGCCAGCAAUCCGGUCGAAACCUAUUGCUUAACGAUCGCCAUAUUGAUGGAAGACAAGGAGCUUAUCACCCACUACCUCUCUCAGAGCGUCUCUGUGUGGAACGGAACCGAAGUCUUUGAGAUACCUCUCAAGGUCGCCGCACAAUCUGGAGCUAUUGAGUUCGUGGCUCAGCUCUUGGAGAACGCAAAGAGCAGCCUUACUAAGUCAGCUAAGGCCAAGCCGACGAUGCAUCUGAGCACCAUCAUCGAUCGCACUAUUCGGUCUGGACACUGGAAUGUUGCCAUCAUCGUCAUAGACUGGUGGUUUCAGCAUCUUCGUAAGCCCCUACCAGCGUCCGUAGAAGAUUGGGUCAUAGCAGCUGCUGGUAUUCCUACGACUAAGUUUCUACACCGGAUACUGGACUAUGAUCAUACACCCGCCGCAAAAGCUAGACUAGUGGAAUGCCUCUACUAUUCUCACUCUACUUGGGGCGUUGGUCGCAUGAACCGUCUUGCUAGGGCUUUGAUCAAUCGAAACAUUUUAGACCCGUCAAAGUUCUACAGUCAUGUACUCGCACUCUCCGGCUCUCUCUUAGCCCUCGCGGUUGAAAAGGGUGAUUUCCAACUCGCCACGAGAUACCUGAAGCUUGGUCUGAGUCCAAAUGGUCUGCAAAACCCAGAGGGCAACCUCGAGUAUCCGCUGGUCCGAGCCGUGAAGAAACGCGACGAGACUAUGGUUAGGCUUCUACUUGAUCAUGACGCCGAUCCAGAGCCAGCACAACGCUGGGUCUCCAAGGCUCCUGACGAGCCAGAUGAAAGGCCCUUCAAGCGCUUAUCAGAAGAAAUACGCUGUGACUGGCGGAAAGAAUGGGACACCACAGAGAGCAUUGAAGCACUGAUACGCCAGGCGGCCGAAGCCAAAGAUCGGAGAGAGAAAGAGACCUUCACUGACGCUUAG
Alternaria ethzedia is the source of this 1368-nucleotide messenger RNA. RefSeq lists its product as uncharacterized. The transcript has 2 exons. The record is from RefSeq and is a predicted model, not a curated record. Bases 1 to 1368 code for a protein of 455 amino acids. NCBI's taxonomy places the organism in Eukaryota, Fungi, Ascomycota, Dothideomycetes, Pleosporales, Pleosporaceae.